CAGCACAGCCGGUCCCUGGUGCUUGGUUAACGGACCUUUGGGAACCAUGGCUGCUAAUCUAAUCAAGGAAUUCGUUAGUAGAAACAAGCGGCGGUACCAGGAGGACGGGUUCGACUUGGACCUCACUUAUAUCUAUCCCAACAUCAUCGCCAUGGGUUUCCCAGCUGAGCGGCUGGAGGGCGUCUACAGGAACAACAUUGAUGACGUUGUUCGGUUCUUGGACUCCAAACACAAGAAUCGUUACAAGAUUUAUAACCUGUGUGCAGAGCGACACUAUGACACUUCAAAGUUCAGCUGUCGAGUGGCUCAGUUUCCGUUUGAAGACCACAACCCGCCCCAGCUGGAGCUGAUCAAGCCGUUCUGUGAAGACCUGGAUCAGUGGCUAAGCGAGGACGAGCAGCAUGUGGCCGCCAUCCACUGCAAGGCAGGAAAAGGCCGCACUGGAGUCAUGAUCUGUGCCUACUUGCUGCACCGAGGGAAGUUCCAGGAGGCUCAGGAGGCCCUGGACUUUUACGGGGAGGUCCGGACCAUGGACAAGAAAGGUGUGACCAUUCCCAGCCAGCGCCGCUACGUCAUCUACUACAACUUCCUGCUCAGGAACCGUCUGCACUACAAACCCGUGGCUCUGCUCUUCCACAAGAUGCUGUUCGAGACCGUCCCCAUGUUCACUGCCGGGACUUGCAACCCUCAGUUUGUGGUCUACCAGCUGAAAGUGAAGAUCCAUACCUCCAACCCCGGCCACACCCGCAGGGAGGACAAGCUGAUGGUGUUUGAGUUCCCGCAACCACUUCCUGUCUGUGGGGACAUCAAGGUGGAGUUCUUCCACAAGCAGAACAAGAUGAUGAAGAAGGAAAAGAUGUUCCAUUUCUGGAUCAACACGUUCUUCAUCCCAGGACCAGAGGAGACAUCGGAUAGACUGGAGAAUGGUAGCUCCAGAACACUUCGGGAGCUCUCCGACAGAACGUUUCAGAACCCAGGAAUGAUGAUGGGAAGUGAGACCAAUGACAGAGACUUCCUGGUUCUGACGCUUAACAAGAACGAGUUGGAUAAAGCCAACAAGGAUAAAGCCAACAAGAACUUCUCCCCAAACUUUAAGGUCAAACUGUUUUUCACCAAGACGGUGGAGGAAGGAGCCAACUGUGACACAUGCAGCACGUCAGCCUCGGUGACACCGGACGCCAGCGACAACGAGCCGGAUCACUAUCGCUACUCGGACACUACAGACUCGGACCCUGAAAACGAGUUGUUCGAAGACGACCUCCAUAGUCAGAUCACAAAAGUCUGACACUCGCACACACACAUAUAUAUCCAGUGUAUACGUGUACAUAAACACACCAGGUCAGGACCACCGGAUGGAGACUGUCUGAUCGAAUUCUGGAUCAAAGCGGACCUGCUGACUCUGGAUUUAAGAAGCACGGAUCAGAUUAUAAACUUCCUUCAUCUACUCAGUGCACAACUGGACAAUCAUGAUGCUGCGAGCAGCAGAUAGGGGGCGCUGUGAGCAGCAGACAGGGGGCUGUGCUACAGGAGUGGGCGGGGCUUGUGUGUAAAACAAACCGAGUAAAACUUUAAUCUCAAAAAUUCAACGAUAGAUUUUUUUUCACCGAGAUAAUCCAAACCUUUCAUAACCUCUUAGAUUUGGACCUGAUUCAGGUCAAGGAAUGAAUUACAUCAGGGCUUGGUUUUGAUCAGGACUAGAUUCACAAGGCAACCUAGAUGCAGAUCAGAACCUGACAGUGAGAUUUAAGACCAGAACAUCCAGCUGAGUUUGAUCCCAGCUUAUCGGCGGGACGCUUGAGAGGGUUCUGAUGAAGGAUCUAGUCUUGUUCAUACCAUGAGAUUUUAGUUUCCAGACGAGAAGAUCAGAUUUGUUUCCAGCUUCUGACUCGUUUUUAACCAUCGUUUUGGAAUUUCUCACAAUCAGCUCCGGAUUCUGGUCUUAUAAAAUCGUUUUGACUGAAUGUUCGUGAUUUCCAGCCGAGAUGAAUCCAAACCUUUAUGUUGACAUGUAGCUUGUGUUUGGAUUCCUCAGUUUGGAAGUGUUGGAUCUGUAGUGGGAAUAACCUUCGGGAUUCCUUGUCUUUGUGAUGGUGUAUUGCUCAUAGAGACGUUUCGACCUGUUUAACGCCAAUGAAGUUAAACCUUUUUGCCAUUUUGUCAAUGAGCUGUUGGAAUCUAUCAAAUCCCAGUUACAGAAAUUGUGUUCGGUUUUCCUCCAGCUUCGAUCAAUCAUUAAGCUAAACGGCAAACAAGCUCCUCCCAAUGUAACCAUUGCUAUUCUGGACACUUCCACUUUGUAAAUAUUCUAGAGCACGCUCAGUCCAUCCAGAAACACUAUUCUGGUUGUUCGGCAGCUUUUUGUUAGUUUCAUGAAUUUAUUGUAAUCAUAUAAGCUACAGAACUUUCUGGAAAUGGAAUCCAGGAUUGGGAAGGAACCUGAGGUCUUUUGUCUGAAGCUGGGUUUUUGUAACUGUAGCUAAACUGUUUUUCCUUGAGGUUUCUGGUUCUGCUCCAGCUCAAAGCAGGUUCAAAGAUAAAACGUCCAGAUGGGUCACUUGUGAAGAACCACAAAAAGCUGGUUCUGAGUUUGAACACAGGUUCAGACUGGAAUCAGUCUGAAAGCAAAGACGGCUAUGAGCCUUUCUGACAUUUCAGAUGAAGAUUCCUGAUCCGUCCAAAUGAUUCUGUCCAUUUAGUUCUCCUUCUUGUAAGUAGCUGUGAAAUCUGUGAACUGCACCUUUAGCUCUGUAGACGAUCCUGUUAUCUUUACAUCAGGUUUCCUCUGAAGCUGAUGAGAGAUGCUCCAACCAGGAUGUAGAUCUGGAUUUGGGUCAGUUUUUGCCCAGUUUCCUAUUUUUUUUCCUUUAUGUUGUAUUUGCUCUAACUGGGUUUAGAGUGCACAUCCUUUGGCUUGGAUCGGACGGGACAUGACUUGGUUGAAGCCUAUCUAAAGAUGAAGGAUUCUUGGCCUUUGGUUCAGAUCUCAGUGGAAGUUCUUAAGUUAUGUUUGAUUCUUGUUCCCACAUUUGGUUCUGAAACUUUUCUCUGUCUGGAUCUGGAUAAAUCUAGAUAUAGAAGCCUGGUUGAUGGAAACGUUCUCCCUGUCUGGUGUCGAUAAAGAUCCAAUGUGUUGAAUAAGCGAUGUCACUCAGGAUCAGGUUUGUAAGAGAUGUUGAAGGAAUAAGCUUAAGGAUUCCAUGUUGACACUUAGAGCCUUUUUCCCUCCAGAACCAAACCCUAACAGGGGACUUGGACUUUGAAUUUCCUGGUGCUCACGGUUAAAACAGGAUUAACUACAGCAACCCUGACCAGCUGUUCCUCCAAUGAUCAUUUUCUCUGAGCUCUAAGAACCGGGUCUCAGGUAGAAGCUCAGGUGGAUCAAGCUAUGACCUCACCUUGUUAAAGACUGGAUUUUCAGGAGUAUUUCAGAUGAACCUGUCCUCACUGUUGAGGAGAAGCUGGAACUUUCUGACUUUGAGCAGAAUUGGAAUCAACAUAUUUUCUAGCUGGAAGCUGGAUUAUCUGUCAGAACCUCCUGUGUGAUCAGCUCCAGGAUUACACCAGUGCUUGUUCUGGAUCUUUGGUACACCUUGUUGGGUUUCAGGUGCUAAACUGACUCAGUCAGCCCUCCUUCUAGGUCAGUUCUGCUGUUGAUCUGAACAGACGUUCAUGUACCAUGCUGUCACACCUGACCUUCUAGUCUACUGCAGUUUAAAUUACAGUUGAAGGUAAACUUUAAGGACAUCCAUCCAGAGCCUGUUCGUCCUCAGCUGAAGCAGAAACCAGCUUAUUCAGGAGAUCCACAUGUCAGAGGUGGGUUGAUUCCUGCUCAGAAAAGUGGGUUCUGGGCUUGUUCUGGGUAGGUUGCAGGGGUCAGAGGUGUUGUAGGUCCCGUCCUUGUCUGUUUCUAAACCAGCUACUGAGGCUUAAUUCACUUUAUCAGUCUGGAGUCAGAAUCAUGACUGCUGUUCUCAGACCUGAUAGAACCUGGUUCUGACCCAGACAAGAGCGGUGUGAUUUCAGUUCUGACCAUUCAGGUUCCAUUUCAAUCUCCAUUCCUGUCAACAAGAAGCUCAUUCGGAUGUUUGUCUUUGUAACUUUGGGUUUAGGUGGUUGUCCGUUCUCUGCUCAGUGAUUUUGUUCUGCUGAUGAAGAACAAAAGGUCUUCGUAUGUUAGUGUUUGAACCAAUCAGAACCUUCACAUUUCACCAUGUCAGUGUUCAGCUUCAUUGGUCAGCAGAUCUUUUAAUUUCCAAAUAUUAAAAACCUUCAAUCACAACUGCCUGAUUGUUCCUGUAGAACCGUUGUUGGAGACGGAUCGGUGGGUUCUGCCUUGUGGAACCGCCUGCUUAGACAAACAUGUUUGUUCUGUUCUUAACUCAGAAAUCAAACAGCAGAGUUGGUGUGACUCUAGGAGCCGUGUUACCAUGCAGACACAUUAAUCUGAACCCUUAUAGUCUGCCUCUACUCAUUUUAUAAUGAAAAAACACUGUAAAGUGAAUAAACUAUUUAUAAACA
Girardinichthys multiradiatus is the source of this 4518-nucleotide messenger RNA. It is a transcript of the gene ptenb, whose product is annotated as phosphatase and tensin homolog B. The record is from RefSeq and is a predicted model, not a curated record. Gene Ontology annotation, cellular component: nucleus; plasma membrane; cell projection. Bases 47 to 1285 code for a protein of 412 amino acids. Lineage: Eukaryota; Metazoa; Chordata; Actinopteri; Cyprinodontiformes; Goodeidae. Gene Ontology annotation, biological process: regulation of phosphatidylinositol 3-kinase/protein kinase B signal transduction; cell motility; protein dephosphorylation. Gene Ontology annotation, molecular function: inositol-1,3,4,5-tetrakisphosphate 3-phosphatase activity; phosphatidylinositol-3,4-bisphosphate 3-phosphatase activity; protein tyrosine phosphatase activity. The transcript has 9 exons.